UGUGGCGGUCAGAGCGGUGUCUGGACAGCAAGCGUGAUCAUAUUGUCGAUCGGGAGCUGGAUAGGAAGGGUUGGGCCACGACCAGCCGAUGGCGAGACUGCACACCUGGCAUCGCCCAAGGAAAGGUUGGAGACGGUGCGACAGGUUCUUUCCGAGGUGCCUUUGAUCGACGGACACAAUGACCUGCCCUGGAACAUCAGAAACUUCGUUCACAACCAGCUGGCCGACUUCGAUUUCGAGAAGGAUCUACGGCAAGUCGCGCCCUGGAGCAAGAGCGCCUGGAGCCAAACGGAUUUGGUCAGGCUUCGCCAAGGCAUGGUCGGCGGUCAG
Molecule: messenger RNA, 330 nt
Organism: Apis florea (little honeybee)
Lineage: Eukaryota; Metazoa; Arthropoda; Insecta; Hymenoptera; Apidae
Product: dipeptidase 1
Biological process (GO): proteolysis
Molecular function (GO): metallodipeptidase activity
Source: RefSeq, a predicted model, not a curated record